AUGGCUCAAACCAGACAAUCCAGAAUUGUGAAUAAAACGACAGAAAACAAGGCAUCCGCCACUAGUACCACUGCGGCUACUACGUCUUCCACUGCAAAGGGAACAAAAAGAGGUAGACCUGCCAAAUCAUCUGAUAAAUCCGCCGCCGCUCCCGCUUCUAGCGCUACUACUGGAAAGAAGAAAGCCAAAACAACCCAGAAAAAUAAGGAGGAGCAAAAUGAAACGGAAAACACGGUCAAGGAUUUAGAUGUCUCGGAAAAGAAUGGAGCUGUCGAGACUCCAGUGAAGAGAAAGCGUGGAAGACCCGCCAAGGUCACCAGUAUGAAAAAGAAGGAAGACAGCGAAAAGAAGAAGGAUGACGUUUCUGGUCUCAAACGCGGAAGAGGCAGACCAAGAAAGAACGCCUCCACCACCACCAACACCUCCUCCUCCACCACCUCCUCCACGACGACGACUGCUUAA
This is a messenger RNA of Mycotypha africana, 462 nucleotides long. RefSeq lists its product as uncharacterized. Gene Ontology annotation, molecular function: DNA binding. Lineage: Eukaryota; Fungi; Mucoromycota; Mucoromycetes; Mucorales; Mycotyphaceae. The coding region runs from base 1 to 462 and encodes 153 amino acids. The record is from RefSeq and is a predicted model, not a curated record. The transcript has 2 exons.